CAAACACUGCAUAUUAAAUCAAGAGCAAUUUGUUUCUAAAAAAUUACCUCACUGCAUAGAGGAUAUAACCAUGGCAAUUCAAUCAUCUCAGCUAGCCAUUGAACAACUCAAGAACCUUCUCAGAGAGAAGGAGGAACUUAAUGAAGUGGUCACAACAAAAAUUGAGGAGCUUAUAGUUGAGUUGCAGGGAUGUCAUCCUCAUCCAAUUGACCCUGCUCAACAGAUCAUUGAUGGUUUUACUUACUUCAAGUUCAACAAUUUCGACAAGAACCCGGAAUUGUAUGAACGACUUGCUAAGGGACAAUCCCCCAAGUUUAUGGUAUUUGCUUGCUCUGACUCUAGAGUGAGUCCUUCUGUUAUCUUGAACUUUCAACCUGGUGAAGCUUUCGUGGUCCGAAACAUUGCUAACAUUGUCCCUGCAUUUAAUCAGUUAAGAUACAGUGGAGUUGGUGCAACAAUUGAGUAUGCUAUUACAGCUCUAAAGGUUAAGAACAUUUUGGUUAUUGGCCAUAGUCGUUGUGGCGGAAUAUCAAGGCUUAUGAGUCAUCCUGAGGAUGGUUCUAUUCCAUUUGACUUCAUAGAUGAUUGGGUGAAAAUUGGUUUACCUGCCAAAACCAACGUCAUGAAAGAAUAUGAAGGCUAUGAUUUCAAAGAACAAUGCAACUUCUGUGAAUUGGAAUCGGUGAAUAACUCAUUGGUGAACCUGCAUACAUAUCCAUAUGUUGAUAGAGAAAUAAGGAACAAGAAUUUAGCACUAUUGGGAGGUUAUUAUGAUUUUGUGAAUGGAGAAUUCAAGCUUUGGAAGUAUAUGUCUGUUGUUACUAAACCCAUUACCAUUCCCCUCAAAACCAAUGAAGGAUUCAAGCUUUGAACCGGUGACUAGUUCUAUUGUGCUAUGUACUUUUAAAUCCUAAUUAAAUAAAGUAAUGUCUACCCUUGACAUUCCAAAAUUAAUGUAUUUUAAGUAUUUCUAAAUUUCAGGUUAUCCUCAAUAAUAAUAGUAUAGUUUUGAUGCUAAUGCUAAGUCAUUGAUAUAUUUGAGAGGAAAAAUAAUAUUAAAAGAUCAUGUAUGUUAUUGAAUUUUCAGA
Trifolium pratense (red clover) is the source of this 1088-nucleotide messenger RNA. RefSeq names its product carbonic anhydrase 2-like. Gene Ontology annotation, biological process: carbon utilization. The transcript has 9 exons. The coding region runs from base 71 to 871 and encodes 266 amino acids. Gene Ontology annotation, molecular function: zinc ion binding; carbonate dehydratase activity. The record is from RefSeq and is a predicted model, not a curated record. Lineage: Eukaryota; Viridiplantae; Streptophyta; Magnoliopsida; Fabales; Fabaceae.